AACAAAUCAGAUUUCUUCGUCGACGACCAAAUUAGACCAAAAAGCUCGAGAUUUAUCUCUCGCGAUUGUUUAAUUCGGAUCCGUUGUAUUCUACCCUUCUGUUCGCCGCUGGGGAGCGGAAGGGAUGGGGGGGUUUUGGGAAAGUUGGCGUCGGCUGUUAGGGUUUGUGGUGGUUGUGUUGAUAGUGCUUAUGUCGGCGGCGAUUCCGGCUGUGGGGAGGUUUGUAGUGGAGAAGAACAGUUUGAUGGUGACGGCGCCAUCGGAUAUGCGUGGAAAGCACGACAGUGCCAUCGGGAACUUCGGGAUACCGCAGUAUGGAGGGAGUAUGUCGGGGACAGUGGUUUACCCAAAGGAUAAUCAGAUGGCGUGCGAUGAGUUCAGCUCUUCGUUUCGGAAAAAGCCAGGCGCUAUGCCUACCUUCCUCCUCGUUGAUCGGGGAGAUUGUGUAUUUGCUAAGAAGGUGUGGAAUGCGCAGAAUGCUGGUGCUUCUGCUGUUCUUGUUGUUGAUAACACCAAUGAGCCACUGAUAACCAUGGAUUUGCCCCACGAGGAUGAUGAAGCUGCAAAAUAUAUUCAGAAUGUAACUAUUCCCUCUGCCCUCAUUGACAAGAAGUUUGGACAAGAUUUAAAGAAAGCUGUUGCCAGUGGUGAAAUGGUCAAUGUUAACCUUGAUUGGAGGGAAGCUGUUCCACAUCCGGAUGAACGCGUGGAGUAUGAGCUGUGGACAAACAGCAAUGAUGAGUGUGGGGCUAAAUGCGACAUGUUGAUGGAAUUUACGAAAGAUUUUAAGGGUGCAGCUCAAUUACUUGAGAAAGGCGGUUUUAGCCAGUUUACUCCCCAUUACAUUACCUGGUACUGCCCUGAGGCAUUCCUUCUCAGCAAACAAUGCAAGUCUCAGUGCAUUAAUCAUGGGAGAUAUUGUGCGCCAGAUCCUGAGCAGGACUUCAGCACAGGAUAUGAUGGGAAGGAUGUGGUUGUUGAAAAUUUAAGACAACUUUGUGUGUUUAGAGUUGCGAAUGAAAGCAAGAAGCCUUGGAUUUGGUGGGAUUAUGUAACUGAUUUUCACAUAAGAUGUCCUAUGAAGGAGAAGAAAUAUAACAAAGAAUGUGCUGAUUCUGUCAUCAAAUCCUUAGGCCUCGAUGCUGAUAAGAUUGGAAAAUGUAUGGGAGAUCCAAAUGAAGAUGCUGAUAAUCCUAUCUUGAAAGAAGAGCAAGAUGCCCAGAUUGGAAAGGGUUCCAGAGGAGAUGUCACCAUACUGCCUACACUCGUUGUUAAUAAUCGGCAAUAUAGAGGUAAGUUGGAGAAAAAAGCUGUGCUAAAAGCUAUUUGUUCUGGUUUUGAGGAAACUACGGAGCCUGCUGCUUGUCUUAGUGAUGAUAUUGAAACAAACGAGUGUCUUGAUAAUAAUGGGGGUUGCUGGAAAGAUAAAGUAUCCAACAUUACUGCAUGCAAGGAUACAUUUCGGGGCAGAGUUUGCGAGUGUCCCCUGUUCAAUGGUGUGCAGUUCAAGGGAGAUGGCUACAGCCAUUGCGAAGCCAUGGGUCCGGGGAGGUGUAGGAUAAACAAUGGGGGUUGUUGGCAGGAAAAUCGCAAUGGGAGCACCUUCUCUGCUUGCCAGGAAUCUGAAGAUCACAAAUGCCAAUGUCCCCCUGGUUUCACAGGAGAUGGUAUCAAGAAUUGUGAAGAUAUUGAUGAGUGCAAGGAGAAAAAAGCUUGCCAGUGUCCAGAAUGUAGCUGCAAAAACACGUGGGGUGACUAUGAGUGCACCUGCACUGGAGAUCUUUUGUACAUUAAGGAACAUGAUACAUGCAUAAGUAAGAAAGUUGGUGAAGCCCGGGCAACGUGGGCUGCUGUAUGGAUAAUCUUGAUUGUCUUGGCUGCUAUCGCUGGUGGAGCAUAUAUGGUAUACAAAUAUAGACUGCGGUCAUAUAUGGAUUCAGAGAUCAGAGCUAUUAUGGCGCAGUACAUGCCACUUGACAGUCAAAAUGAGGUACCGAGCCAUUCUCAUGAAGAAAAUCAUAUCUGAAAAUGGUUAAGAGAACUGCUUUUCCUAUUGGGAAUACGAUUUUUCAUCUUUACGUUGAGAUGAUCUACUCACAAAACUUGUGAGUCAAUAAAAAAAGCAAGAUAACGAGGACUUAACACGUAACAUGAGGGAAGUCUAUGAGUACAAUGAGAAGGAAAAAAAAAACAGAAGGAAACCAGGGUAGAAGACUUGCCAUUUUUUUUUUGUUUUAUCACCCAAUUGUUUGGCUUGGUUUGUAUAGAAUUCUUGUAACAUUUUCCAAGUAUUUACCUGCUAGCUCAGUUGAGAGAGAGAGAGAGAGAGAGAGAGAGAGAGAGAGAGAGAGUUUGGUUUCAUUGUCUUCUCUUUGGAUAUUAUAACUGUUGGUUAGUGUUUUACUGCUGCAAUAUUUUGAAUCUGUAGAUCAGUAUUUGAUAAAUACUCAAACAUGUUUAUCAUCUGCUGUGAGAAAUCAUAAACUAUGGAUAAAUUUUUUGCCACUUCAAAUUACUGAUAAUGAUGAGAUGUUA
Molecule: messenger RNA, 2535 nt
Organism: Dendrobium catenatum
Lineage: Eukaryota; Viridiplantae; Streptophyta; Magnoliopsida; Asparagales; Orchidaceae
Product: vacuolar-sorting receptor 3
Exons: 12
Coding region: 125-2026 (633 amino acids)
Molecular function (GO): calcium ion binding
Source: RefSeq, a predicted model, not a curated record